AUGAUGAAGAGACAGCUGCACCGCAUGCGGCAGCUGGCCCAGACGGGCAGCUUGGGACGCAACCCGGAGAUGGCCGAGUUCCUGGGUGAGGAGCUGCUGCAGGUGGAGCAGCGGCUGGAGCCGGCCAAACGGGCAGCCCAUAAUGUCCACAAGCGGCUGCAGGCCUGUCUGCAGGGCCAGAGUGGCGCUGACAUGGACAAGCGGGUGAAAAAGCUUCCCCUCAUGGCUCUGUCUGCCACGAUGGCCGAGAGCUUCAAGGAGCUGGACCCUGACUCCAGCAUAGGGAAGGCCUUGGAGAUGAGCUGCGCCAUCCAGAACCAGCUGGCCCGAAUCCUGGCUGAGUUCGAGAUGGCCCUGGAGCGGGACGUCCUGCAGCCGCUCAGCAGGCUGAGUGAGGAGGAGCUGCCCGCCAUUCUCAAGCACAAGAAGAGCCUGCAGAAGCUGGUGUCUGACUGGAACACCCUCAAGAGCAGGCUCAGCCAGGCCGCCAAGAACUCCGGCAGCGGUCAAGGCCUGGGCAGCGGUCCAGGCAGCUACAGCCACACCACAGCAGCUGCCAACAAGGUGGAGACGCUGAGGGAGGAGGAGGAGGAGCUGAAGAGGAGGGUGGAACAGUGCAAGGAUGAGUACUUGGCCGACCUGUAUCACUUUGCCACCAAGGAGGACUCAUAUGCCAACUACUUCAUCCACCUCCUGGAGAUUCAGGCCGAUUACCAUCGCAGGUCACUGAGCUCUCUGGACACAGCCCUGGCUGAGCUGAAGGAGAACCACAGCCAAGCAGACCCUACCCCCUCGAUGACGGCCGCCCCCUCCUCCAGGGUGUAUGGGGUGUCACUGGGGACUCAUCUGCAAGAGCUGGGCCGGGACAUCGCCCUGCCCAUCGAGGCCUGUGUGCUGAUGCUGCUGUCCGAGGGCAUGCGGGAAGAGGGCCUCUUCCGUCUGGCCGCAGGGGCCUCGGUGCUGAAGCGCCUCAAGCAGACAAUGGCCUCGGACCCUGGCGGCCUGGAGGAGUUCUGCUCCGACCCGCACGCCGUGGCAGGUGCCCUCAAAUCCUAUCUCCGGGAGUUACCAGAGCCCCUGAUGACCUUCGACCUCUAUGAUGAUUGGAUGAGAGCAGCCAGCCUGAAGGAGUCCGGGGCCCGGCUGGAGGCCCUCCAAGAGGUGUGCAGCCGCCUGCCCCCCGAGAACCUCAGCAAUCUCAGGUACCUGAUGAAGUUCCUGGCCCAGCUGGCUAAGGAGCAGGAUGUAAACAAGAUGACGCCCAGCAACAUCGCCAUUGUCCUGGGGCCCAACCUGCUGUGGCCACCUGAGAAAGAAGGGGACCAGGCCCAGCUGGGCGCAGCCUCGGUGUCUUCUAUCCAGGUGGUGGGCGUGGUCGAGGCGCUGAUACAGAAUGCGGACACCCUCUUCCCUGGCGACAUCAACUUCAACGUAUCCGGCCUCUUCUCAGCCCUCGCCCCGCAGGACAAGGUCAGUGAUAGGCUGGCCUCAGAGGAGUCACCACCUGCUGCUGCUGCGCCUGCUCCAGCGAGCACCCCGGCUUCAGCGAGCACCCUGGCCCCAGCUCCAGCCCAGGCCCUGAGCUCGACCUUAGUGGUGCCCAAGGAAAGGACAGAGUCUGAAGCACCACUCAGACCAGUCUCGCCCGUAAUCAACAAGAGCCCCUCAGAGGCAGCCGCCCCGGCAGAGGACACGGCCCGGAGGACCAAGCGCCCCGCGCCGGCCCGGCCCACCAUGCCACCCCCUCAGCUCUCUAGCACCCGCUCCUCUCCUCCAGUCCCACCCCUACCCCCUGGCAGCCCUGUGACCCCCCGGGCUCUGCCACGCCGUCUGGUAGGCAGCAGCCUCCGGGCCCCCACAGUGCCACCCCCGUUGCCCCCUGUUCCCCCUCAGCCAGCCCGACGCCAGAGCCGACGUUCGCCGGCCUCCCCCAGCCCAGCUUCCCCCGGCCCUGGUUCCUCGAGCUCACCUGUGCAGGUAGAAGCACUGCGAGUGUACACAGAGGAUGGGGGGCCCUCUGAGGCUGUAGGUGAGGUCCCCACUCCUCACGCUGUGCCCCCUCAGCCCCGGCCCAGGGGCCUUGCCUCCGAGACCGACUGAGCAUGAGGCUCCCCGCUGACCGGCCCUCAGUGUCCCCACCCUCCAGGGGCAGCCCUCGACCCGCAAAGGGGUGGGGGCCCCCAGCUUCCACCCACAAGUGCCUCGGUGCCUGUGGGGUCGGCCACCACGGCCAGGAGGGCUCCGGACAGCCCUCCAUUUCCUGACCUUCUCCUUUUCUACCCUGAGCUUGGGGUCCCCUCCUCUCCCCACCCUCCGGCAGGGUCCCAGGGAAGCCACCAGAAGGAAGGACAGGCUUGCCUGCUCCUACAAGACUUAUUUUUCUCUUGCCAACGUAUUUUUUGUAAGGCUGGUAAAUAAAUUAUUUUGGACAAAACUGGA
This is a messenger RNA of Chinchilla lanigera (long-tailed chinchilla), 2439 nucleotides long. RefSeq names its product SH3-domain binding protein 1 (gene Sh3bp1). NCBI's taxonomy places the organism in Eukaryota, Metazoa, Chordata, Mammalia, Rodentia, Chinchillidae. Gene Ontology annotation, cellular component: cytoplasm; intracellular anatomical structure; cytosol. The coding region runs from base 1 to 2100 and encodes 699 amino acids. Gene Ontology annotation, molecular function: protein binding; GTPase activator activity. The record is from RefSeq and is a predicted model, not a curated record. Gene Ontology annotation, biological process: regulation of Rac protein signal transduction; positive regulation of GTPase activity; signal transduction. The transcript is spliced from 18 exons.